Messenger RNA from Notodromas monacha, 653 nucleotides. The record is from the annotation of a GenBank genome assembly. Lineage: Eukaryota; Metazoa; Arthropoda; Ostracoda; Podocopida; Cyprididae.
AUGUUUCUCAAUAAUACAGAUUUGAAACACUACGAUAAGAAUAAUAUUUCCGUCGAAGGUUCUGUAUACAUCAGAAUGAGUCGUCAUCCGCUGGUUCAGGGAGCUAAAAACUCUUCCAGGUUAGUCUCAAAAUACCCCAAUACAUGUAGAAAAUUAGUGCUUAAUCCCCUAAUACGUGGCACGAGAAAGCAAAUCCUCGGCAAACGAUGGCAGAAUGCGUGCUUCCGAGCAGCAGCAGCGACGUCAACAAUCAUCACCGGGCAGACAAAUUGCUGGAGAAGCUGGGCUUCAUUCGGGGUGGGCGAGUGACGAGACGCAUGCAAAACGUCGUCGACGGUGUCGUUUCCGAGACUAGAACCCGACGAGGAGUGUCGAGUCCGAAUGAGCAAUUAGCUGAAGUGCUGGCUGACGUCGACUUCUCGACGCGACGUGCGCAACAGCGGAGAACUGUUCUGGCUAAACUCGGACUCCGAGGAUCCGGGAAUGACGAUGAAGAAGGAAGCUGUGCGAGCAAGAAACCAGGCGAAGACUUGAAGCCACCGAAGCCAUCCAAAGUUGGCCAGUCUGUGAGGGACAAACUUAGAGCAAAAUUCAAUUGUGCACCGGAUGAGGAAGACGAGGAAUGCUUCAAGCCCAUGCAAAGCACUCCCUAA